UCCCAUCUCUAUAUAGUCUCAGUCUCCUUAUUGUUCCUUGCCUCCUUCCCCUUUCUCCCUCUCCCUCGUCCCCCAGAUGUUCCUGUGAGCCUGCAUAAUACUAACUACCUUUAAGUUAGGAGGAGGGAGAAGGAGGAGAAGAAGAUGGGGUGGUCAUGGCAGUGGAGCUUGUGCCUGUGCGCGAUAGGGGCAUGUACGGUGAUGGCAGUCAAAGUGCUGGAGUAUUUGUGGUGGAGGCCCAGGAGGGUGGAGCGCCAUUUUGCCAAGCAAGGCAUACGAGGUCCCCCUUACCGUUUCUUCAUUGGCUGCGUCAAGGAGAUGGUAGGCCUCAUGCUCGAGGCCUCCUCUAAGCCGAUGAUGAUGUCUCAGAACCAGCACAACAUCCUUCCCAGAGUCCUCGCCUUCUACCACCACUGGAAGAAGAUCUACGGCUCCCCCUUCCUUCUCUGGUUUGGCCCGACUCCGCGGCUCGCUGUCACUGACCCCGACCUUAUCCGGGAGAUUAUGCUGUCGCGGUCCGAGGUCUUCGAGCGCUACGAGUCUCACUUGGAGGUCCGACGGCUGGAGGGCGAGGGGCUGGUGAGUCUCCGAGGCGAGAAGUGGGCUCAUCACCGCAGGGUCCUCACCCCUGCUUUCCACAUAGAGAACCUCAGACUGUUGAUUCCCUUCGUCGGUAAGACGGCGCUUGGCAUGGUGGAGAAGCUGCCGGUCUCCGGGGAGGAGGUGGAGAUCGACGUGUCGGAGUGGUUCCAGACCGUGACGGAGGACGCCAUCACCCGGACCGCCUUCGGGAGAAGCUUCGACGACGGCAAGGCCGUGUUCAAGCUGCAGACUCAGCAGAUGGCCUUUGCGGCUGAAGCUUUCCGCAAUAUAUUCAUCCCUGGCUACAGAUUUUUACCGACGAAAAAGAAUACCAGCUCGUGGAAAUUAGAGAAGCAAAUCAAGAACAGCCUGGUCGAGUUGAUUGGCCGGCGAAGGGAAAUGAAGGAGGAGGAGAAAGGGAAGCAGCCACCAAGAAAUGUGAAGGAUCUGCUUGGUCUAAUGAUCAAUGCGAGCGAACCCAAACAGAGCACGGCAGCGGAGUGCCCGCGAACAGUGCCGACGCCAGCGUCGUCGUGGAUGACCGUCCAUGACAUUGUGGAGGAGUGCAAGACGUUCUUCUUCGCCGGGAAGCAGACCACCUCCAACCUUCUGACGUGGACUACCGUGCUGCUGGCGAUGCACCCGGAAUGGCAGGAGCGCGCGAGGGCGGAGGUCCUCCGCGUCUGCGGUCCCCGCGACGUGCCCUCCCGCGAACACCUUCCCAAGCUCAAGACGUUGACGAUGAUAAUCUACGAGACGCUGAGGCUGUACCCGCCGGCGGUGGCGACGAUCCGGCAGGCGAAAGCGGAUGUGGAGUUGGGAGGAUACCAUAUCCCUCAGGGCACGGAGCUGCUGAUCCCAAUCAUGGGCCUGCACCACGACGCGGAGCUGUGGGGCCCGGACGUGGCGCAGUUCAAUCCGGAGCGAUUCGCCAACGGCGCCGCCCGCGCCGCCCGGCACCCGACGGCCUUCAUCCCUUUCGGCCUGGGCUCACGCAUGUGCAUCGGCCAGAACCUGGCGCUGCUCGAGGCCAAGAUCACCAUCGCCGUCCUCCUCCAGCGCUUCUCUUUCCGCCUCGCGCCCUCCUACGUCCACGCCCCCACCGUCCUCUUACUCCUCUACCCACAAUUCGGCGCCCCAGUCCUCUUCCGCUCCCUCACCUCAUGAUACACUCAAAAACUACAGAGCGUCUAUUCUUUUGGAAUGAUACACGGUUAACCAAGUCCCCGCUGCCCGCCAUGGCCACCACACCUUCUUGCCCAUGCAAAUCCAAGUUUCGUCCUUUAUCAAUGUUCUCCAAAUGUGGCAUUUCAGUACGUAUUCACCUUGUAUUAUACCACUCAUCCAACUAUUUCAAAUCAAUACAAAAUUUCUUCAUCUCGAUUAGUAUUCGCAAUGCAUGUGUCGUUGCACAUUCUCCUUUACGGGCAGCGAGAACACAGACAUGUGCAGGCAAGUAUAUCAAUGUGGAGGAGGGUUCAGUUAUCUCUGCUGUGCCCUGCUCCCCAUGAAAGCAUGUGGAAAGAGAGAUCCACGCCAUUUCUUCUAUCUUUUUGUUUUUUCCUUCCUUCCUUCCUUCCUUCCUUCCCUUUGUAUAAAGAUAAGAGAAGCCAUGUGAUCAUCUAUGCGCUACACUUUCCUUUGAGAUUAAGCUGAUCAUCUUUACCAACAUGCAAGCAGAACUUUAUCAUUGGACGCUGCUCUAAAAAGGUGUGAGGAAACCAUGGCUCUUAUCUUUCCGAGGUUAAUUAAUCAUCCAACAGAGACAACUUUAGGCAUGCAUGCCUACCAUGUUUAUGGUAAGCAGUGAAAGGCAGCAGCUCCGAGCUGCAAUCAGAAAGCUAAAAUAUUCAUAUUAAUCAUGACUGGGAUUCUAAAGAAUCCAUAGUGCACCACACAGAUGAUUGGAAUCGAGGAAUUUUAUCCAAAGAAAACUCUAUCUUGUUUUAUAAUAGUUCAAGUUUUGAUUUUCUGAUAGGUGGUAUUUCCUAACGGCGGAUCAUUUCAGAUUGUAGAAGGCUUGAAGCAUUGGAUAGAAAUAAAAAGUGGUUUCUGAUGUUAUCAGCUGAAAGCUGCAU
Zingiber officinale is the source of this 2660-nucleotide messenger RNA. Its product is annotated as cytochrome P450 734A6-like. The transcript is spliced from 5 exons. Gene Ontology annotation, biological process: brassinosteroid homeostasis; brassinosteroid metabolic process. Gene Ontology annotation, molecular function: heme binding; oxidoreductase activity, acting on paired donors, with incorporation or reduction of molecular oxygen; monooxygenase activity. NCBI's taxonomy places the organism in Eukaryota, Viridiplantae, Streptophyta, Magnoliopsida, Zingiberales, Zingiberaceae. The record is from RefSeq and is a predicted model, not a curated record. The coding region runs from base 145 to 1749 and encodes 534 amino acids.